AUGUCUUUUCUCAGUCCUUCACACUCUUCCAGAGUGUCUAGUCAUGAGUGUGAGGGCAGUGAUGGGCCUAGUCAUCAUAUGACUGUGGAUACACUUGAACCUGCUCCAGUCCUUGAUAUGAUGACUGGUAGAACUUUCAGUCAGCAUAUCCCGCAAACCAAACGUGCAAGGUCACCAUCAUCAGACGAAACCGACAGUGACAUAAACGAACCUGUAACCGCUCCCCCGAUAAUCCACCAUCUAUCUCAUUUUGUCAAGCAUGCAAAAUCAAACCCCAAGCCCUACAAGAGAGAUGGGCCUGCCAGAUCGGAGCACCGCUUUUUCAACAAUCAGUUGCAUCACAAUGACUCAAUGAGUCAGGAAGAUGCUGAGAAGAGCAAAGAUGUGCUCAAGUGUUGCCUGAGAAGGUUGUCUCCUGGGGCUGCAGCUCAAGCUGUCGCUAUGAUGCAUACUGACAUUGAAUGGAGUGAGGAGCACUUUAAGUUCCUUCACAUGGUUCUGGAGGAUGAGGGGGAAGAAUACACAAACACUUCCCAGGAGCCUCUUGGAACAUCAGUCCAGGAACUCAUAAGAGUUAGUGAGAUUGAUAUCAAGGAACAGAUAGACUGCGGUGUCGCAGCAUACAGCAACAAUAUUGUAUUGUUCUCUGUUGGGGAUACUCAGCUAGAUUAUCUUGAAAAUACUCCUGAUGACCAGCUCAAAGUCACAGAUAAUAGCAACUCUGACGACUCGGGCAUUGCUCUUACAAACUCAGAAGAAGACCGGUUCCGAACAACCUUCAAGUUGGGAAAUCCUGCUGAUCCAAACGAGAUUCUAUGGCACUUCAGAAGUUCAGUUGAGUGCAUUCGGUAUCACGUCCGGGAUGCCGAGCUUGAAGAUUUGACUACCAGUUGGGAUACGAAGGAUCACAGUCAAAAAUUCCCCCUCCCUCCACUCACUGCUCGCAAGUCAUUAUCAAUCAGACUCUCUGGUAAUGGAUACAUCAGAUUUUGGAUGGCAGACACAUGGGUCACUCCAAAUCAGGCCAACUUCAAGUCGAGCAGUCACAGCCUGGACUCAGUUUUCCAGCAGGCAGAUACGGACAUACUCCAGAUAACCUACACGCCACCUUCAGUCACGGUGAUGCCUUCUGCCACACUCACAAUCUUCAAGUCCAUGCAGGACCCAGUGCAGGUCAUCACAAUUAUGAUGGCUACCCAAAACCCAAGGCAACGUCGACUUUGGAUUGGAGCAGCCAGUCCAGCAGUAUGGUCCUGGUUCCCAAUUCUCUGUCGCAGCAUAUGCUCCGAGUUAAUUCAACACGGUAACUACUUGAUGCCCUCGGGUAGCAGCCAACAGGGCGUGCAAACGAUGCUGCUGGUUUCUUUCCCAGGGCAUCAUGUGGACGGCCAUUACGAUGGCAGUCACAACUAUGACUCCAACUUGAACGUAACUACUUGGUGCCCUCAGGUAGCAGCCAGCAGGGACACGAUGCGGAUGGCCAUUACAACAGGCGGUCACAACUAUAAUUUUACUGUAUCACAUGGCAUGAACAAUCCUCCUCCCCUUCCUGAUACCCACCAUUCUGUGGUAUCCCACAGCUCAAACAACUCUCAGCCCGCCAUGUCUAACGACAUCUACUACUUUAUGAGAUUCAACAACUCAAACCUUCAGGCCCCUCUUGACCCCAUACCUGAAGUGACAAGAAAGUUGAUCCAUGGUAGGCAUACCUCCCGCAAAACUAAAACUGCCGCCUCUACCCAGACGAAGUUCCUCAAGUCCAAAUAUGUCACCCAGGAAUCACCUCUGUCCACAGAACAUGUGUCCUCAUUGUUUGUCUUUUUAACACCGACAUUACUCCAGGAUUUCAAAGGGGACGUUCAGACCGACAUGUUUAAGAAGCUGUUCAAAGACAAUCUCUUUCCAUCUCCAACUGAACUUUCCACCAUUGCCAACGACACAUUAGAUGCAACAAUUGUGUGCUAUACCACUCAGAACACCGAUCACGGGCAUGAGCUCACCCAUUGGAAAUCAGGCUCAGAUGCUAAGAAGCUUCUUACGAGGCUCAAAGGAGUACUGAAAAAGAUACACGGCAACUUCGAGGAAAUCACCAGUAUCUCUUGGAUAUCAGCCUAUGACUUGAGCCUUGAUCUAUCCCUUUCAAGAGACGAAAUGCAAGCAGUGCGGGUUGCAAAUAUGACAUCCCUGCUAUCUGACUUUCUAUUUGCAGACAAAAUUGUUGAGUCUUGGAUACCCCCCCUUACCAAUGCCAUCGCCCUUGCAGUAACCUCGCGUGCUUGGUCAUUGAAAAAAGCUUUAGCGGGUCCUUGGUCUGCAACUUUCGACCUUGGCAGUGAGGAGAACAAGGUCUAUUACAUAUCCACAAAGUCUCGUCUAUGCAUGUUGCCCGAGGAUGAACACUUGAGAUUUGACACAUUGUUGAUUAACAUGUGUCGUGCACUAUGGUAA
This is a messenger RNA of Suillus bovinus, 2448 nucleotides long. RefSeq lists its product as uncharacterized. The record is from RefSeq and is a predicted model, not a curated record. The transcript has 13 exons. Bases 1 to 2448 code for a protein of 815 amino acids. Lineage: Eukaryota; Fungi; Basidiomycota; Agaricomycetes; Boletales; Suillaceae.